UUGUGACCAAGAGGGUUUAAAUGCGAAUAUCAAUCACAGAUGGCAUAAAAACAUUUAGUUACUCUAACUUAUAGGUAGUCAUGCUUUUUAUUUUUCAAAUAUCCUUCAAAAAGCUGUUCUUGCUUGCUAGUAAGAUGCUUAGUUCACACAAAAAGGUUAAAAAAUGUAAUUACAGAUGAACUUUUCUGGGUCUGAAAACUCUCAACUAAAAGAAAACUGAUACAAUUCCUAGUUUUCCUUUUUUUUUCUUGCACUUACGUGCAACCCCCCCCCCCCCAAUAAAUCGUGACAUUUUGUGGUUCGAAAGCAGAAGGGCAAAAAAAAAAAAAACCCUUUUAGGUCUGAAUCACUUCCUGUUGCGCUGCAGCUCAGAGGGCCGUUUCCUGCGCGCUGCUCCGCAACCUUCAGCGCAGCAUCUGAACACUCCCCCGGCUCGGCUAAAAAUAUCCACCCGCUCUGCAGAACUUUUUGCACAUGAAGUCAAACUGGACCCGUUUUUGCUGCUUCUUGGCAGGAAAGCAGCUUCUUUGCAGACGACCUCCUGGAAGCAAAGAAGCUGCCGUCCGUGUCUGGAGGGCGGCUGAAGCAGGCGACGCUCAGAUUCUACAGACCUGAGCUGUGAUGAUGAUGAUGAUGAUGAUGAUGAAAAAAAAAAACAGACGGGAGGGGGAAGGUUUUGAUCACAUGGCCACGAAGUCAUUCUGAAAGUAUGCUAGCGGGCUGCAGCCCACAGACGCCUGGAAACCGCUCGGCAGAAGCUGCUGCGCCCAUGACACCAGCGUCGCUGUCAGAGCCGCGGGGUGAACGACGCUUUCCAGCCGCGGCAGACGCCGGACGGACGAGAGGACGCGCAGAGCAGACAUGGCUGAUCCGACCUCAGACUCCAACCAGACCAGCACCGCCUUUCAGACCGUCUCCGGCUCCACCUUCAGCACGGCGGCGGCCCUCACCUCCAGCUCAGAUCACCUGGCCAACGACCUGGCCUCCAGAGCGAUCUACGUCUACAGCUUCUUCGCGCUCCUGGGUUUCGGCGCCGGCUGCUUCAUCGUCUACAGCUUCAUCCAGACCUACCGGGCCCAGAGGCGGCUGGCCUGGCUGGACUGCCUCCUCUGGGUCUUCUGCGGCGUCCAGCUGCUGCUGCUGCUGCUGUCUCUCCACAUGGUGGCGCACAGACCCAGCUACAUGCAGAGCACGGCUCUGGGCUGCGCCGCCCUCUCCUUCGCCGCCAACAUGGCCUCCCUGUGCGGCCUGCUGGUCUUGGUGCUCAUGGCGUUCGUCCUCACUCUGGAUCCGCCGUCCAGCGCCCCGCUGAGGAACCCCAGGGUCUGCGCGGCGCUGGUGGUCCUGACGUCCGUUCUGGUCUCCCUGCUGCUGGCGGGGCUUCGAGGCCUGCAGGCGGGGGGGGACUGUGUCAUGGACCCCUACCAGGAUGGCGUUUCAUAUGCAGCCGCGAAGCUUUCCUUGGCUGUUCUGGCUCCCUACAUCCUCCUGGCUGGACUUCUGAUUAGCGGCUGCAUCCGGCAGUGGAGGUCUGAGGGCCGCUUCCUGUCCGGCUCCGAGGAGGGCCCCGUCUUUCUGACCGUCGCCGCCUGCAUGUUCCUCUGCCAGCUGUUUUACGGCGUGGCGCUGGUGAGAGGCGCCCUGCUGGUGCAGAGCCGCAUGGAGAAGGCCUUCCUGACCGUGGCUGAGUGCGUGCUGUUCUCGGGCAGCAGCCUGGGCCUGCUGGCGGUGCUGCUGCUGCACAGACCCAGCAGAGAGAGCCUGCAGGGCGCCGUGAGGCAGCUGAGGGACUGCUGCCGGCGGCCCGGCCGCGCGCAGCCCAGCAGGAACAUCAUAGCGCCGCACAUCGAGAUCACAGACACUCUGCAGGACAUCGAGUCCUAGAUGGAAAGAUCCUCAGCCGACGAGGGACACCAGCUUUCCCCCUAUUAACAACUUUGUACAAGAAAAGCUACACGUACGCCUACUGUGUAUAUGAAACUACAUGUAUAACAGUUAUUUAUUACCAUUUGGGUCUUAAUAAAUCGAUGAAAAGUUAAAUCCAGCAGUUUCCAGCGGUAGAGACCGGUUUCCCCCGUUAACGGCUCAAAAGAACGAGCGGAGCUGACCCGGUAGAUUAGCUGGGCUUUCUGCUCCGGUAGCUAUCGGACCGCUUGGCGGCUUCUCUGACGGCCUGGAAAUGUUUCCCACCAACCCAUCUUCAUCUUUCAGCCAGCUGGGUUGGCAGCGUCCAGCAAUAGGUGGGGGAGGGGGGCAUCUCUUGUUGCAGCCACUCCAGCACUCUUGUUAAAGACUAAGCUGUAGGAAUCGUGUUUAAAACCUGGGUUCUGACCCAUCAAACUUCCUGUGGAGGUUUCCUCCACCUUAUACGCAACGUUCCUAAAUGUGCAUUUCCCUUUCCAUUUAAUGCAAGUUUUGCAAAGCUGUAUUUAGAGAUACUUUUGCUAUAUGUUUAAUAAAAGCAAUGUUUGCAGAA
Molecule: messenger RNA, 2476 nt
Organism: Fundulus heteroclitus (mummichog)
Lineage: Eukaryota; Metazoa; Chordata; Actinopteri; Cyprinodontiformes; Fundulidae
Exons: 2
Coding region: 862-1884 (340 amino acids)
Source: RefSeq, a predicted model, not a curated record